GCACCAGUCAUUAUCCCUCACCAAGUCCGACUAAACCCAUUUUGAUCGCUUGGAAGGGAAGCUUUUGUACAGCCACUCAUCUACCAGCAUUGUUGCACCGCGGUACGGGAGUGCUCCUCUCACCUGCCAUUUCUUCGUUUGCCGUUCGUGCCCUUUCGAGCACUUUUACUGCUGCUGCCGCUACCACACUCAUCCUCUCCCUUCGACUAUCUUUGGCGUCAUCCGUACGUGCGCAGGUGUAUUCGUUGUCAUCGUCGCCGAAUACUCGUCAUCACGGUUAAUCUUGACACAUACUCUUCAUCACUUCCCACGAAGCGUUCUCCAAGUCAAUCUCGACUUUGCCACAUAAGCUGUGCGCCUGCCACUUUCGCAGUUUUCAUUCCACCUCCAACCUCACCUCUCAGUCCUUUUCAACCUCCCACCGCAACAUCACCUCAUAAUCUUCCCUUAAUCAGCCAUGGCCGACAAAUAUCCUCCUCCGCAAUACCCUCCUCAGGCAUAUGACAAUAACUCAGGUUAUAUGUCGCCGCCUCCUCAAGGUCAAAUGCAGCCCUAUGGUGACCCCAACCAACAACAGUACAACCAGGGCGGCUACUACCCCCCUCCGGGCCCUCAGUAUGGUCCUCCUCAAGGAUAUUAUCCACAACAGCAGCCCAUGUACGUCGAAGAUCGAAGAGGAGGUGGCAGUUCAGCGCCAGGAAUCUGUGCCGGUCUGUUCGCUGGUCUUGCUUGCUGUUGUUGCUUGGACUGCUUGUUUUAGAUGCGCCCUUGCUAAAAACAUGAAAUAAUGGGGUUUAUGAAGGAUGACACGUCCAGCGCAAAAACAAACGGAUGUGUUUGACGUUGUCUACUGCCAGAAAUGAACCAAGGACAGUUGGGAUCGUGAUAUUUGCCACCCGAAAAUACAUUUAUUUGAGUCGGUCUGGCUGCCAUAAGACCUCGCCGCCGCUGGAGAGAUGCACGGUUCUGUGGGUCACAUGAUCCAGGUAUUGGUCAUUCUGGUGGAUAGCGGUGCUUGUGGAUGAACACACAACCAGAGCCUGUCCUUCUCUGGCCGUUGAGAUUUGCGAGCGUAUCGGGGUUCCUACUUUCUUUUUCAUAGUGUUCAGUUCAGCGUUUGCACACACUCAUACACACUACGUUUUCUCGCAGAGAUUCUGAUGAUAGUUUAAUCAUCCUACCUGCUGGAGAAGGUAUCACAAAUGACAAACUCUUUGUCUUGAA
This is a messenger RNA of Exophiala mesophila, 1224 nucleotides long. RefSeq lists its product as uncharacterized. The transcript has a single exon. Lineage: Eukaryota; Fungi; Ascomycota; Eurotiomycetes; Chaetothyriales; Herpotrichiellaceae. The record is from RefSeq and is a predicted model, not a curated record. The coding region runs from base 458 to 760 and encodes 100 amino acids.